AUGCCACAACAGACGGUAUCGGUCAUCCGACCAGAGGAGAAACUGGGCUUGUCGAUUGACGAGGGUGAAGCGGGCUCCACUGACAGAGUCGAGAUAGGCCAGAAUCAUGUACUGGACCUCCCGAGGGAGCUUGGAGAUGAGGCCCAGGCUGGCGAGCUCUGCUACUUGGUGGAUCAUGUUGAGUGGAGGGUCGGCGGCACUGGUGUGCAGGACGUAAUCGCGUUCUUCGGCUUGAUUGCGGAAAUAGAUAAGACCCUGGGGGGAUCGGCCAACUCGCGCAGGCACGAAGGUGCGAGGAGGUGGCGAUAG
Anthostomella pinea is the source of this 309-nucleotide messenger RNA. The record is from the annotation of a GenBank genome assembly. NCBI's taxonomy places the organism in Eukaryota, Fungi, Ascomycota, Sordariomycetes, Xylariales, Xylariaceae.